Siniperca chuatsi (mandarin fish) is the source of this 717-nucleotide messenger RNA. It is a transcript of the gene crygmxl2, whose product is annotated as crystallin, gamma MX, like 2. Gene Ontology annotation, biological process: visual perception; lens development in camera-type eye. NCBI's taxonomy places the organism in Eukaryota, Metazoa, Chordata, Actinopteri, Centrarchiformes, Sinipercidae. The transcript is spliced from 3 exons. The coding region runs from base 144 to 671 and encodes 175 amino acids. Gene Ontology annotation, molecular function: structural constituent of eye lens. The record is from RefSeq and is a predicted model, not a curated record.
AGACAAAGGGAACAGUAGUUGGCAUCUGAAAAGGUCAAGAGUAGUAGUCCCUGACGUGUCAGAGGCCUCAUCGUCAGUGGGAGAGUAUAAAAGGACCUGUAAGUGCGGGCUAUGGUGCGCAAAACAUUCACAGUCCUGCAACCAUGGGAAAGAUUAUCUUCUACGAAGGCCGCAACUUCCAGGGUCGCCACUGGGAGUGCGGCAGUGACUGCAUGGACACCUACAGGCACUUCAACUGCUGCAACUCCAUCCGUGUCAGCGGUGGUCACUGGGUGGCCUAUGAGAAGCCUCACUACAUGGGUUACCAGUACAUCCUUGGCCCUGGCGAGUAUGCUGACUACCACACCUGGAUGGGCUUCAACAAUUGCAUCCGCUCCUGCCAGAUGUUCUCCCCUUAUAGAGGAUCCUACAAGAUGAGGAUCUACAACAGGCCUGACAUGAUGGGACACAUGAUGGAGUUCAUGGAUGACUGCCCCAACGUGUACGAGCGCUUCCACUACCGUGACAUUUACUCCUGCAACAUCAUGGAGGGUUACUGGAUCUUCUACGAGCACCCUAACUACAGGGGACGCCAGUAUUUCCUGCGCCCUGGAGAGUACAGGGCCUGUGGUGAUUGGGGCUGCCACAACCCCAUGGUGGGCUCAUUCAGGAGGAUGAGGACUCUCAUGUAAACUAUGCGCAACUCAAAUGAACAUUAAACGCUUGAUUUUCAAAUAA